Andrographis paniculata is the source of this 2612-nucleotide messenger RNA. RefSeq names its product formin-like protein 4. Gene Ontology annotation, molecular function: actin filament binding. The transcript has 2 exons. Lineage: Eukaryota; Viridiplantae; Streptophyta; Magnoliopsida; Lamiales; Acanthaceae. The coding region runs from base 64 to 2415 and encodes 783 amino acids. The record is from RefSeq and is a predicted model, not a curated record. Gene Ontology annotation, biological process: actin nucleation; actin cytoskeleton organization.
GUCGAUGAUUAUCAGAAAGAUUUCCAACUCCAAAAGGCUGGAAUUCUUCGACGAGGUUCGACAAUGGCUGCCAACACAAUUCUUUUGUUUCUUAUCUGUUUAAUUCUUUCUCGAAUCCCUAAAUUCUUUUGUCAAUGGAAAUCUCCACAAAAUAUCCAAACUUUCUACCCAUUCUCCACGCCUCCGGUGAUCGUUCCCCCGCCACCGGCGCCGCCGACGCCGUUCAUCGAUCCGCCGGAAAUUCCGCAGCCAGUGCCAUUCCCGCCGCCUCCACGAUCCAAAUCGUCCUCCGGCGCGGCGGUGGGGAGAGCAAUUGGAGCGACGGCGGCGAGCACCGUCGUCGUGUCAGCGCUCCUCUUCUUCCUCCUCCUCCGGCGCGCCCGCCGGAAACGGGAGAGAGAAAAUGGGGCUGCCGCACACGGAGGCGCCGCCUCCGCCGCCGCCGCCGCUUCUGCUCCCCGCGCACAAACCGACGACGAUUUCCACCGAUUCGGCGGCAACCUGAGAGGCUUGAUCGUCGACGAGGACGGCUUGGACGUGCUGUACUGGAGAAGCCUACAAAAUGACGGCGGCGAGCGGCGGAGCUUCAAGAAGCAGAAUUACAGAAGCCUGAAAGAUGAACAGAGACGAGAAAUCAAAAGAAUGGCGAGUGAUAAGAAUAAGGAGAAUAGCAACAAUCCGCCGCCGUCGGAAGCUCCUCUCCUCCGGGGCAUGUCGUCGUCUUCCCAAAGCCCUUCCUGGAGCCAAAAACAGAAUCCGGCCAUAGCUCCAAAAGCUCCGUCAAAUUCACCUGCAAUUUCCGUUAAGGUUGAGUUGCAGCAGCAAAAUUCAUCGCCGGCGGUGGUUGAGGCAAUUCCGGCACCACCUCCUCCCGCACCGCCACCGCCUCCACUAACGCAUAAAACUUCUCCCCCGCCACCGCCUCAACCAAAGCCAAAAACUUCUCUUCCUCCGCCGCCUCAAAAAACAGCAGCGAAUAAUUCCAUCGAAGAAGGAUCAUCUUCCUCGUCGAGCAAUGGCAGCGGGCAAGUGAAAUUGAAGCCGCUGCAUUGGGACAAAGUGAACACAAACUUGCAGCAUUCCAUGGUUUGGGACAAAAUCGACAAAGGCUCCUUCAGAUUCGACGGCGAUCUAAUGGAGGCACUCUUCGGCUACGUCGCAACGAACAAGAAAUCUCCACGAAGCGAAUCAAAAAAUCUCGGACAAGACAAGCCCCAAUCUCAGAUCUUCAUCCUCGACACUCGUAAAUCCCAAAACACCGCCAUUGUCCUCAAAUCCCUCGGCGUCGGGCGCCAGGAGAUCGUCGACGCCCUAAUCGACGGCCAUGGAUUGAGCUCCGAAUCAUUAGAAAAGCUAACUCGAAUAACUCCAACAGACGAAGAAAUCUCCCAAAUCCUCGCCUUCAAUGGCGACCCUACCAAGCUAGCCGACGCCGAAUCCUUCCUCUACAGCCUCCUCAACGCCGUUCCAUCCGCCUUUCCUCGAUUCAACGCGAUGCUCUUCAGACUAAACCACGACAUGGAAAUUUCAAGCAUCAAGGAAUCUUUACAAUCCCUUGAAUCCGCCUGCAACGAGUUAAGAACUCGAGGACUGUUCCUGAAGCUUCUAGAAGCAGUUCUAAAGGCCGGCAACCGGCUGAACGCCGGCACGGCGCGUGGGAAUGCACAGGCCUUCAAUCUCACAGCUCUAACAAAAUUAUCAGACGUAAAAAGCUCCGAUGGGAAGACAACGCUGCUCCAGUUCGUCGUGCAGGAAGUCGUCCGCGCCGAGGGGCGACGUUGUCUGCUUAACCGCAACCGUAGCCUGAGCAGGACAUCGAGCAGCCAUGGCAGCAAUGCCGCGAGCCAAAUCACUGAUCAACCGGAGGGAGAAAGAGAAUACAUGAUCCUCGGCUUGCCGGUGAUCGGAGGCCUAAGCGCGGAAUUUUCGAAUGUGAAAAAGGCUGCAUCUUUAGACUACGACCUUCUUACCAAAACAAGUUCGUUGUUGGUGUCGCAGCUGGCAAAGAUCCGGGAAACUUUGAAGCAUUGCGGAGGGGACAGAGGAUUCGCACACGAAAUGGCCAGUUUCCUCGACGCAGCCGAAUCAGAGAUGAAGACGAUGAAGGAAGAGCAGCGGCGGGUGAUGGAGGUCGUGAAGAAAACGACCGAUUACUACCAGGCCGGAGCUUCGAAGGGAUCGAGCUCGAAUCCUCUGCAGCUGUUUGUAAUAGUUCGCGAUUUCUUGCAGAUGGUCGAUCAGGUGUGCGUCGACAUCGCAAGAAAUGUGCAGAAGAGGAAACCGGCAGCGCCGGAAUCCGGCUCGACGUCGACCGGAUCUCCCCGGGUGUUCAGGUUCCCGAAACUUCCAGCAAAUUUCAUGUCAGAUGAUUCCAGGAGUAGUUUGGAUGAUGAUGAAGGCUCAGGAGGAAGAUGAUGAACAUAUUUUGUACAGAGAAGUAUCGAUACCAAGAAUGCUGCUGUGAUUUGAUUUUUCUCGACAGUAAAGAUUCAUUUUUUUCUUUUCUGGAAAAUAAUUUCGAAAAAUACAACCGCGAACAAAGUUACGGAACAAUACCAAUAAUUCAUGGUGUAACCAUUGCUCUCAUCAAUGGAGGCUUAAUUUGGAAUCAA